CACCUCGUCACCGAGAUCGGCCCUGUCAUCGUCCUCCCUGCCUUCCAAUGCAUUCAAGUUGAGUCCCAUGUUGUUGGUUUACUUCUCAGAUGUAAGCUGGAGCUUCCUCCGGCUGGGUUGCAUUUGCUUAGAGUAAAGUGGUGCGGUUCGCCUCUUAAUAUAUCUUUCAAUAAUCUGGCGAAGCGGAUGAGAUUCAAGUUUGAAAGAGUAUCGAGGUGGAAGUUCGCUCUACCCCAAAUGGAGGGAUAUCCUAAAGUCAGGACUGAUGGGAGAGAAGGAGAUGCGGGGAACGAGCGACUGGGACGGGACAGUAACAAGUAUAUGGUAUGUUAG
This is a messenger RNA of Pisolithus orientalis, 333 nucleotides long. RefSeq lists its product as uncharacterized. Lineage: Eukaryota; Fungi; Basidiomycota; Agaricomycetes; Boletales; Pisolithaceae. The record is from RefSeq and is a predicted model, not a curated record. The transcript has a single exon. The annotation marks the transcript as partial.